AUGUCGUCUUUAGAAUUUCCUGAUCUAGUCUAUCCAGAAUAUUUAAUUUGCAAUGAUCAACCACAUGAAAUCUUACUUGAUCAAUGGCCAACAACAACCAUGGAUCUAGCAGUGGAUAAAAAUUUUGUUAUGCAAAAAAUUAGUUCAUCUCAAUAUGCAUCUACUCUUCGAGCAGCUGCACCGCCGUUUGCCUAUUCCAUUGCAACAGAAGAUUUGACUCAUAUGAAUAAAUAUACAUUAUCGACAAAAUAUAAAAAUAACUCUAAUCGUCUUAUUGCUAAACAUAAUCAUCUGAUCUAUGUUACUAAAAAAAAUCAAUUAAACAUACAAUCAUUACUGAAUAAUACAUACGAUGAUCUUUGGUCAAAUACAGUCGAACAUUUAUCUCAUGGCGAACAACGCAGACAUACUAUACAAUCAUCAACGUCUAUUAAACUACUAGAUUGUACUGUAGAAGACGAACAAAUAUUAAAUAUUGCUCUUGCAGAUCAGAAAGGAUUAUCUUUUUAUUCCUAUAGUCCGACAACAGAAACAUCUACUCUUGCAUCUCAUAUUGAAACACCUGAACAUACAUCAAUUCUUUCUCUAUCUUUCAAUCCAUACAUUCCGUCAAAUGCUAUACUUAUUGAUAAAAACCAUCGAACCUAUUUAUUAGACGAUGGUAUAUUUACGUAUCUUCAUCAGCAGACUGAUGAAAAAACAUUUCUAUCAGAUACUCCUCGACAAGUCUAUCUCGAUUGGGAUGCUUCGCCGUUUUUAUAUACAAUAGCUGAUAGUCAUCAAGGUUCUUGUCUUCUAUUCGAUAUACGUUUACGAAAUGAAUCUUUUAAAGAAAUCUUUACUAUUGGUAAUCAUCAUCCAUAUUUGGCUAAAACAGAAAUUAUUCGAGGCUACAAAACAAGUGCAGUGAAUCCAUAUCAACAUGUUUUUAUUACUGAUUAUUCAUUAAUUAUAAUCGAUUCCCGAAUGGCAAAUAGACCUGCUAUACAUUCUCAUCAUGAAUUGUUACGACCGCCCACAGCUUUUACACAAAUGAGAUGCAACGACCAACAUAUUAUUUUUAUCAAUGAUGAAUUCAAUACCAAUGUACUUGAAUAUAAUACUGAUACGCAUCGUCGUUUGAUUCAAGUUUGUCCUUCGUGGGAACUGUGUCCUAUGUCGAAUAGUCGAAUUUAUUUAAUAAAUAACAAUAAUCACACGAAUGAAGAGUUACUAUUUGCUAAAUCAAUUUAUUUUGAUAUUCCAAUACGUGAUAUGGCGGCUGUACCGAAUCCAAACAAUACAAAAUCUUUUCUUCUUUUUCAAUUGAACAGUACCGGUAAUAUACAUGUACAACCUUUUAAUGAAUCCAUAGAUAAAAAUGAAGAAAAAACUUGGAAUCCUGAUCCAGACGGUUUAUUAAAACAACCUCCGGAUUGUUUUCGAAAUGCAAAUGACUAUUGGUCAAAGAAAUUUUCAUUACUUUUUCAAUGUCCGGCUUGUUUAACAUACAAUAGUGAACCGACAAAUUUCACAAUUGUAACACCUUUAAUUGCCAUGACAAAAACAUCCUUACGCGAUUUUUCAACAUUUCAAAAUGAACAUAAAUCUACAGAGAAAGUUAUACCAGCUGAGCUUUUCGACUGUCCGACAUGUGCUUGUUUGCCGAUGCUCGACACUCCCGGGCAACUAUCGCGUGCACAAAAUUGGAUACAAGAUUGGAAAUCAAAAUUAGAUGAUAUACAGCAAGAGUCCAUUGACACGCCUCAGUCAACAACGUACAAUUGGCGAAAGAUAUUCGAUUAUGAUGAACUGAAUGAAACAAAUAAAGAUUCCGAAUUAUGGAAUGAAAUCCAUCGGCCAUGGUGGCCAGCUCAAAAUAGUACUGAAGAUGAUCUAGUGAAACAGUCGUUACAAUGA
Molecule: messenger RNA, 1899 nt
Organism: Rotaria socialis
Lineage: Eukaryota; Metazoa; Rotifera; Eurotatoria; Philodinida; Philodinidae
Source: the annotation of a GenBank genome assembly